Messenger RNA from Myzus persicae (green peach aphid), 2814 nucleotides. It is a transcript of the gene Eip74EF, whose product is annotated as ecdysone-induced protein 74EF. Gene Ontology annotation, cellular component: nucleus. Gene Ontology annotation, molecular function: sequence-specific DNA binding; DNA-binding transcription factor activity, RNA polymerase II-specific. The record is from RefSeq and is a predicted model, not a curated record. The transcript has 12 exons. Gene Ontology annotation, biological process: regulation of transcription by RNA polymerase II; cell differentiation. Lineage: Eukaryota; Metazoa; Arthropoda; Insecta; Hemiptera; Aphididae. The coding region runs from base 630 to 2354 and encodes 574 amino acids.
GUUUUCAUAUCACAGUGAUCGCUCCGUGUGCGCACCGUGUCCGACUACGACUUACCACUCGUUCGCUUAUCGCGUACUCGAACGGUUCCGACGAAAUAUUGUUAACCGUUUAAUUAUAAUUAUAUUAUUGUUAUUUUUAUUUUUUCCCUAUACUACUCUUUAUAAAAAAUAUAUAUUUUUUCAUAUUAUUAUAUUAUUAUACAUUUUUACCAUACAGUGUUUUUAAUUCUUAAUUUAUAUUUUAUUAUAACGUGCGUUUUUCUGUGCUUUUGAACUUCACCGCAGUGCUGUUUUUUAUUUUUACCUAUAUAUUUAAAUAAUAUUGUAUUUUUUAAUUGUGCUCGCUACACGACUCUGCCGUUUGGAUACAACAAUCUCUGAUUCUUCGCACAUUAACCGGAUCUAUUAUCUGAACUCGAAAAUGUAUUUGAAAGAAAAAUGGAAAAGAAUCUCCAUGAGCAGACAAUGAACCACAACGGAAGUAGAGCAUCGCACAAGAUAUCGAAAAAACGUAAGUCCACUACUCAUUAAUUGUCAUCCUGGCUUUUGUGAAACCCACACCUCCCGGUCCUCCACUGUCCGCUGGUGUAGUGGUUGCUGGAAGGACAUCGGCCAUCUCAGGUUCAGGCAUGCCUUUCAUGGACGAUGUGUUACUCUGGUGCCCAGAGGCCGAGACGAAAAUUGACGAUUUUACUGAAUGUCUUGGUAACGAAGUUUCCAGUCUCGGUGAACUACUCCAAUCGGAAAUAUCCAGUGAACUGGACAACGCUUUAGACGGAGGAGGAGCGAGUAUACAGGAUGGUGGUGAACACUCUGGCGAUGAUGACAUUUUCAAGCAGCUGUCCGACUCGUCUGCGUUACUCGAACAGUUUUUCGAUUUUGUUAAUUGUGAUAUAAAGGAAGAAAAUAAUAAUAAUGUCAUGUCAACGGGUAACAAAAACCAUGCUGCAGUUGCAUUACUUCAAGAACUGCAACGCACAAAUGCUGGCAAAAAAUUCAACAUUACCACUGCAAAUCCUUUGCUUGCAGAAAAACUUCUGAAUCCUGUGUCUCAGUUAAAUCCAAGUUUAAACCAAAAUUCAGAUAUGUUCAUCAAUCAAAACAAGUACAUCAAGGCAGAACCUUCAAUAAAUGAUACAGGUAAUGAAAAGGACGAGAACAUCGACUUCCUGGAUCACCUCCGGAUCGCCGGCAACGGCGGUGUAGGAAACCCAGGAGCGGCAGACCAUCUGCCUCCCAGGCAACAGUUGUCAUUCGCCCUGCCGCACGGAUUCCAUCAUGCUGGCUCUCUUCCACCCAGCCCCGCGGACUCCGGUGUAUCCGACGUGGACAGCAGCAGCAGCGGGCACACGUCCACAGACACGGAGCUUAGGGCUCGGCUUCAACCGCACCAGUAUCACCACCAAGUCUCUGCUUGCGGCCGUCGUACAAGUCCGGAUCCACCAAGCAAUGCACAAUGUCACCAGCAGCAGCAACAACAACAGCAACAACAACAACAGCAACAGCAGCAACAGCAACAGCAACAACAGCAACAGGACUUGUUCUCCAGGAUAUACGGAGUGAACGCUCCGCCACCCGGCGCUUACCAUCAUCCCGGUCCUGCGCCCCCGUCGCCCAAACAUCCUCUUUUCAUGCGAAACAACCAUCCUUAUGGAGGCGGUGUUGCUGGCUACCACCCAUCGGCCGUCGGAGGCUACGGUUCCGCGGUCAGCCCCACAUCGGGCGGCCACUUCGCCAUGCCACCGUGCCCGCCAUCGGCCGCACUCCCUGGCGCCGGAACCGUGGUCGGUCGCGGGUCCGUCAUCCAAGCCAAUUGUUACCAGCCCAACGGCGCCGGAGCGGCUAACCUCAACGAUCUGUACUACAUGGACUUUGGGGCGCCUACCGCGGCCGCGGCCAUGUACCACCAAAAGGCUGUUGGAAACAAGAGCGGCAGCAUCAAGAAGCCCAAGAAGUACGGCGGCGUCGGGCGGCCGUCUGCAGCCGGUUCCCCGGGAGCCGUCCAACAGCAGACGUGUCCAGCCACGGGACCCAAGAGGAAAAGCCGAGAAGGUUCCACGACGUACCUUUGGGAAUUUUUGUUGAAACUAUUGCAAAACUCCGACUAUUGCCCGAGGUUCAUCAAAUGGUUGAACCGGGAAAAGGGUGUUUUCAAGUUAGUCGACUCCAAAGCGGUAUCCAAGCUAUGGGGAGAGCACAAGAACAAACCCGACAUGAACUACGAAACGAUGGGGCGUGCUCUCAGGUAUUACUACCAGAGGGGAAUUCUUGCUAAAGUGGACGGCCAAAGACUGGUGUACCAGUUUGUCGACGUUCCCAAAGACAUUGUCGAGAUCGAUUGUUCCGGCGCAUGAGAAUGUGCUUAAACCCGAAAACGACCAAAGACAUCGUGAUAAUAUAUUAUAUAUUGUCAUCUUCACCAUCGCAGUUGCUAUAUUAUAAUUUAUUCAUUCAACCUCGGGUGCAGAAUCGUUGUCGCCAGUUCGUCGUUAUUUUUAUUAUUUUUAUUAUUAAUAUUAUUACCAUUACUGUACGUAGGUAAGAUUUGGCCUGCCUAUGGUGUAUAUAACAUAUUGUAUAUAAGAUGAAUGUAUGUGCGUGCGUGUGCUGUUAUUAUAUACCAUAUAUUGUAUUAGUAUAUAGAAUACUGGCAUACUGCACUAUCCGAGUUCAAACUCGUCCGCCGUGUAAAUAUCGCGCAAAAACUUGUGUUUCUUUUUUUUUUUCAUAUUAUUAUAUGUUUUUCUCUCGUGAACGUAUGUGCCGCCACCGUCGUCGCUGCUACCGUUUGAACAAUAUAUAAUAUUAUAAUAA